This is a messenger RNA of Cydia fagiglandana, 599 nucleotides long. Its product is annotated as trypsin epsilon-like. The record is from RefSeq and is a predicted model, not a curated record. Bases 1 to 570 code for a protein of 189 amino acids. Gene Ontology annotation, molecular function: serine-type endopeptidase activity. The transcript has 4 exons. Gene Ontology annotation, biological process: proteolysis. Lineage: Eukaryota; Metazoa; Arthropoda; Insecta; Lepidoptera; Tortricidae.
AUGUUGAUACUGGCAGCAUCGCGUUACAUCUUUGAUCAUCAUAGGCAACAGCACAGUGUCUGGGAUUUUAGGAUCCAUCCGGAUUAUAAUACUUCAGCUUUAUUCUCUGAUGACAUAGCCAUCAUUUUCAUAGAAGAUAUGUUCCUCUUCGAUCGCCACGUGCAGCCCGCGAAGCUCGUCAAUACUGAUCGGUGGAUGAGAGAAACUGGGACUACGUUCACAGCGACUGGAUGGGGACAGACUUCGGAAGAUGGUGAACUAUCUUUGAAAGGUCUCAUGGAAGCAAAAUUACGCUUUAUUCCACGCAAGGAAUGCUUGAAAGAAUACCAAGGAGUGAUAUUCAGCCAUGACAUGUUCUGCCUUUACGGGAAUGGGACUAGUGAUACAUGUAAAGGAGACUCAGGAGGAGGCAUCUUGUGGAAUAACAUGAUUGUGGGCAUCGUGUCGCACGGCAAAGGCUGCUUGAAGUAUCCCGGCGUUUAUUCCAAUGUCUACUACUACACGGGCUGGAUACAGAACACUACCGAAGAACUGUAUCAAAAAUAUUGUCGAUUUCAGUCAUUUGGUUAGGUCAUAUUUACAAAUAAUAAAAACAAGUA